Molecule: messenger RNA, 3125 nt
Organism: Fonticula alba
Lineage: Eukaryota; Rotosphaerida; Fonticulaceae
Exons: 1
Biological process (GO): dodecyl sulfate metabolic process
Molecular function (GO): linear primary-alkylsulfatase activity; protein dimerization activity
Source: RefSeq, a predicted model, not a curated record
CCAUGCCGGACUCCGUCUAUCAGACCGAGCGCGGGGCUGGUGAGUCCACCCCCGCCGGCCCGGCCACUUCGACCCGGCGCCCGCGUAGCCCCCUCUACAGCAUGCUGGCCCUGCUGGCGGUGGUCUGCCUCUCGGCCUUCGGGUACAUGGCCUUCCGGGGCCAGCCCUCCGGGCCGUCGGCCGCCGCCGUGGCCCGCUACCGCCAAUCGGCCGGCAUGUUUGCCCCGGUCCCCGGCGACACGCCGGAGAUGGCCGAGCUCCGCGAGCACGGCGAGCGCCACUUCUCCCGGCGCGUCAUCCGCGCCUCGCCCGGUGUCUAUGUGGCCGUCGGCUUCGCCCUGGCCAAUGUCAUCCUCAUCGAGGGUGUCAAUGGCAUCAUGAUCGUCGAUACCACCGAGUCGCUGGAGGCCGCGCGCGAUGUCCGUGCCGCCUUCCUGGAGCACCUGCCCCAGCGCAUCCUCGACAAGCCCGUGCGCGCCAUCGUCUACACGCACUUCCACAAUGACCACGUCCACGGUGCCCUGGCCUUCGCCGAUGAUGGUGUCGGCCUGAAUGGCGACCUGCCGGAUGUCGUCACCGACUCCAAUGGCCGGCUCAAUCCCCGGCUCAAUGGGCCGCUCGAUGUCAUUGCCCAUGACACCCUGCAGGCGCACCUCCUCGAGACGGUCGGCGUCACCCAGGUGGUCACCUAUGUGCGCAGUAUGCGCCAGUUUGGCAGCCUGCUGACCGGGUCCGAUCGCGGCCCCAACUCCGGCAUCGGCCCGUACCUGCGCUACAACAGCCGCAACACCAUCGGCACCCUGACCCCGACCCUCACCUUCAAGGAGCGCAUCCUCUAUCGCGGCCUCGGGGGUGUGGUUGGUGCUGAUGUCGACAUUGAUGGGACCCCCCUGCCGCCGCGUGCCGGCGGUGGGGUUCCCGGCUUCGAGGGCGAGGAUCGCAUCCCGGCCAUCGAGAUCUUUCACUGCCCCGGCGAGUCGGAUGACCAGAUUUGCGUCUUCAUCGCCGCCACUCGCACUCUCAUCGGCGCCGACAACUACUACGAGGCCUUCCCCAACAUCUAUGCCAUUCGCGGGACCACCACUCGCAAUGCCAACCAGUGGAUGACCUCCGUCGAUACCAUGCUCGCCACCAAUCCCCAUGUGCUGGUUCCCUGCCACGGGUCGCCGCUGGUCGGUGCCACCACCGUCCUCGACAGCCUGAAUGCCUAUCGCGAUGCCAUCCAGCAUGUCCACGACCAGACCAUCUUCUGGAUCAACCGCGGCCUCACGCCGGAUGACAUCAUCACCCAGAUUGACCUGCCCCCGGAGCUGGCCGCUCGCGACGACCUCCGGCCCUUCUACGGCACCGUCCCCUGGGCCGUGCGUGCCAUCUUCCAGUCGUACCUGGGCUGGUUCAGCGGCGAGGCCGCCGAGCUGUGGCCCCUCAACCCGACGGUCCGCGCGCAGAAGCUCGUCGAUCUGGUUGGCGGCGACUUCGACACCCUCCUGGCCAAGGCCGAGGCGGCCUUCGAUCCCAAUGACGCCCAGUGGGCCCUGGAGCUGUCGACCUCGCUGCUGCGUUUGAACCCCGACCAUGCGGGUGCUCGUGAUCUGCGCAUGCGCUCGCUCGUGGCCAUGGCUCGCCGCCAGCGCUCGGCCAACGGCCACAACUACUACAUGACCCAGGCCCUGGAGAUGACCGGCGUGGUGGACAUGCGUGCCUCCGAGCGCCAGGUCCGCAAUGUCAUGCUGACCAUCCCGGAGGAGCGCAUCCUCUUCCGCAGCAUGUCGGUCAACCUGAUCGCCAGCGAGGCGGCCGGCAUCCGCCGGUCCUUGACCAUUCGCUUUGCCGACCUGCGCAAGGCGUACAUGCUGCAGAUCCGCAACAGUGUCCUGGUGGCCGUGCGCGUGCCCUUCGACGAUGAUGAGCAUGAUGCCAUCGCCGCCCAGUGCACCGCCCUGCAGAUCCAGCGCCUCGGCCUGGAUGUCGAGCUCGAUGAGGCUGGCGGAGUGCCGCUCUUCGAUGCGGUCCCCCCGGCGCCGUAUGCCAUCAACUGCAACUUCGACUUCACCUUCGACGAGGACUCCAUGGCCGAUGUCGAUGACCCGGCUCCCACCCAGCCGCCGCCGACCCCGCCGUCGACCGCCGCCUCCAUUGCCUCCAUCGAGCAGGAGGAUGUCGAUCUCCUGACCAAGGGCCGCUUCGAGCAGGGCUCCGCCUUCUUCGCCGAGCGCAUGGCCUCCCCGGAGGAGCUGAAGGCCCAGCGCCGCCUGGCCAUCGAGAAGUAUGCCCGUCGCCUGAACAGCAAGUUCCGCGAGGCCAGUGUCAACAUGGCCAACGCGGCCAAUGCCCUGUCCAUGACCACCUCCCUGCGUACCUUCAAGCUCAUCCUUGGCGGUGCCAACCCGGUGCCCUUCAUGAUGGAUGGCUCUCUGGUUCUCCAGGGGUCGCCCCUCAAGCUGAUGCGCUUCUUCCGUCUCUUCGGCAAGCUGCAGUACCGCCCGGACGACGAGUCCCCGCCUGCUGGCGGUGGCUCCUUCUCCGGCAGCGCUGACUAUGAGGAUCUGGUUUCCGGCUCCGCUUCCGGCUCCUCGGUGUCUGGCUCUUCUGCCUCCUCCUCGGUGUCUGGCUCUUCUGCCUCCUCCUCGGUGUCUGGCUCUUCCGCCUCUUCCUCGGUGUCUGGCUCUUCCGCCUCUUCCUCGGUGUCUGGCUCCUCUGCCUCUUCCUCGGUGGCUGGUUCCUCUGCCUCCUCCUCGGUGGCUGGUUCCUCUGCCUCCUCCUCGGUGGCUGGCUCUUCCGCCUCUUCUUCCUCCCCGGCCUCCUCUUCCGACGAGAACUCUUCCGACGAGGACUCCUCCGACGAGGACUCCUCCGACGAGGACUCCUCCGACGACAGCGACAGCAGCGGCGACCAGGGCAGCAACUUCGUGCCGGAGCCCACCACCAAGCCCCCCAAGCCCACCAAGGCUCCCAAGCCUCCCAAGCCCACUAAGGCCCCCAAGCCCCCCAAGCCCACCAAGGCUCCCAAGCCUCCGAAGCCCACUAAGCCUGGUCGCGUUGUGGAGGACGCCUCGGACACUCAUCCGGCCACCGGCUUCCUCAACUGGGUUCUCGAGUCUGUGCGCAACUUCUUCGGCUGGUAA